This is a messenger RNA of Heterocephalus glaber (naked mole-rat), 4055 nucleotides long. It is a transcript of the gene Slc38a10, whose product is annotated as solute carrier family 38 member 10. Gene Ontology annotation, molecular function: L-amino acid transmembrane transporter activity. Gene Ontology annotation, biological process: amino acid transmembrane transport. Lineage: Eukaryota; Metazoa; Chordata; Mammalia; Rodentia; Bathyergidae. The record is from RefSeq and is a predicted model, not a curated record. Gene Ontology annotation, cellular component: membrane.
UUCCGGCUGGGGAGCCCGCGGAAGGCGGAAGUAUGUGAGUCGGCAGUGGAGAAACGCCGCUGAGGUGUCACUAGCGUCGCUUCCCGCCCGUGGUCUGGGCUCGGAAGCUCGGAGGCGGAUACCAGAACAAGAGAGGGACGAUGGUCAUGAGGCGGUUGCCUGGCCUGGCGGGGUCUGGAGGCUGAACUGUCCCGCCGCCUGCUCCCGGGUCUCCUGCUGGCAGCCGCCGGCGCCGGCCCUCAGGAUGACUGCGCCCGCCGCCUCCAACUGGGGGCUGGUCACGAACGUAGUGAACAGCAUAGUGGGGGUCAGCGUGCUCACCAUGCCCUUCUGCUUCAAACAGUGAACAAGCACAUGUGACUCACUCCACAUUGAAGAACACCACAUUUCCAGCCCCCUGCCAAUCACUCGUGCCCACCAACUACCUUUGGUGCUAGAGUGUGGCAUUGUCCUGGGGGCCCUGCUGUUGGUCUUCUGCUCCUGGAUGACGCACCAGUCGUGCAUGUUCCUGGUAAAGUCUGCCAGCCUGAGCAAACGGAGGACCUACGCCAGCCUGGCAUUCCACGCCUAUGGAAAAGCCGGGAAGAUGCUGGUGGAGACCAGCAUGAUUGGGCUGAUGCUGGGAACCUGCAUUGCCUUCUAUGUUGUGAUUGGUGACCUGGGGUCCACCUUCUUUGCUCGGCUCUUUGGGUUCCAGGUGAGCGGCACCUUCCGUGUUUUCCUGCUCUUCUUGAUGUCCCUGUGCAUUGUGCUCCCGCUCAGUCUGCAGAGGAACAUGAUGGCCUCCAUCCAAUCCUUCAGCGCCAUGGCCCUCAUCUUCUACACCGUCUUCAUGUUUGUGAUCGUGCUGUCCUCCCUCAAGCACGGCCUCUUCGGUGGGCAGUGGCUGCAGCGGGUCAGCUAUGUGCGCUGGGAGGGCGUCUUCCGCUGCAUUCCCAUCUUCGGCAUGUCCUUCGCCUGCCAGUCCCAGGUCCUGCCUACCUACGACAGCCUGGACGAGCCGUCUGUGAAGACCAUGAGUUCCAUAUUUGCUUCCUCCCUCAAUGUGGUUACCACCUUCUACGUCACGGUGGGGUUUUGUGGUUACGUCAGCUUCACCGAGGCCACGGCAGGCAAUGUGUUGAUGCACUUCCCCUCCAACCUGGUGACCGAGAUGAUCCGUGUGGGCUUCAUGAUGUCGGUGGCCGUGGGCUUCCCCAUGAUGAUCCUGCCCUGUAGGCAGGCCCUAAACACGCUGCUUUUUGAGCAGCAGCAAAAAGAUGGAACCUUCGCUGCUGGAGGCUACAUGCCCCCACUCCGGUUUAAAGUGCUGACCCUCUCGGUUGUGUUUGGAACCAUGGUUGGUGGCAUCAUGAUCCCCAAUGUGGAGACCAUCCUGGGCCUCACGGGGGCGACAAUGGGGAGCCUCAUCUGCUUCAUCUGUCCAGCUCUAAUCUACAAGAAGGCCCAGAAGAACGCCCUCUCUGCCCAGGUGGUGCUCUGGGUUGGCCUGGGCGUGCUGGUGGUCAGCACACUCACCACCCUGUCUGUGAGUGAGGAGGCCCCUGUGGACCUGGUGAAGGAGGCUCCCAGCAGCCGGCUCGGGGAGGCCGAGGGUGCCGUGAAAGCGGAGGUGGCCCAGCUCGCAGCCCAGGACCUUGUGGUGGAUGUGGCCAAGGAUGGCUGGGAGAAGCCGAAGCUGCCGGAGGAGAAGGAGGAGCUGGAGCGGGCCCAGAUUAAGGGCCCCGUGGAGCUGCCUGCUGGGGAAGAGGCUGCUGAGAGGCAGGAGGUUGCACAGCUGGACCGCCCUGGGCAAGGUCUCGCUGUCCCGCUGGGGGAGGCCCACCGGCAUGAGCCUCCCGUCCCUCACGACAAGGUGGUGGUGGAUGAAGGUCAAGACCGAGAAGGACCGGAAGAGAACAACCUGCCUUCCAGACACACAGAUCGAGGGGCUCCCGGGGGCGAGGGCCUGGCACCACCUCCCAAACCAGAGAGAGAGGAGGAGCUGGAGAGGGCAGAGGCCUUAGGGGACGUGAGGGGCCUCCCUGAAGACCUCCAGAAGGUCCCAGAGGCAAAUGGCCAGCCUGCUGUCCAGCCGAAGAAGGAGGACCCCGGGCCAGGCAGCAGAGACCUGCACCCAGGGCCCCAGGCGGCCCUCCUGGCAGAGAAGAACCCCAGGGCGGCAGAUGCAGGGGAGGAGGCCGUGCGUGACGCUGCGGGGGAUGCGGGGAACGUCCUGGAGAGCGGCCCUGGUGGGAAGCUGCCCCUCCCGGGGCAGAGGCCAGCCGCUGGGGCUGGGCUGCAGCCGGAGCAGCCGGGGCAGCGGGAGCAACGGGACACGGAGCAGGCAGCGGAGCGGCCGGGCGGAGACCAGACGGGCAGCAAGCUGGAGGCUGAAAUUAAAAAGAUAGUAGCAGCAGAAGCUGGCCGGGCUGAGAUGCUGGACCACGCCGUCCUGCUGCAGGUGAUCAAAGAGCAGCAGGUGCAGCAGAAGCGGCUGCUGGACCAGCAGGAGAAGCUGCUGGCUGUGAUUGAGGAGCAGCACAAGGAGAUCCACCAGCAGCGGCAGGAGGACGAGGAGGACAAGUCCAGGCAGGGAGACAUGCAGCCAGAGCCCGGGGUGGCUGUGCCCAGAGGUCAGGAGCAGGAAGCUCGAGACAGGCAUGCUGGGGAGAUGGUGGAGAAUGGCCCUCCGAAGCCUGUGGGGCCUGUGCCCGGAGCUCCUGGGGACCGGCCUGCCCCACCCCAAGAGCUGGGCCAGCACUCCCCGGAGAAGCCCAGGCAGGCUGUGGAAAGAGACCCAGCUGGUCCUCCUGGUGGUGUCUCUGACACAGAGCCCUGGGCAGCCCAGGCCAAGCUGAGCAAAGACCAGAAGGGCGCUGUGCCUGAGGCACCCAAGGCUGUGAAGCCCGUGCCCAAGUCUGACCCCACAGGGGCCCCUGGGAGCCCCGAGAAGCGGCUUGCUGAGGAGGUCCCCAGAGAGAGCCAGGAUGUUUUUGGCAGAGCUUCCCAGGAAAGGAAGCAAACUGGAAAGAAAGUAGUGGCCCUUGGAGCCAACGCUCAGAAUGAGGCUGCCAGGCCCAUGGCAGGGGCAGGCGCGGAGCCUGGGGACGCCCUUGUGAAAGCCAGGCAGGCAGACCCAGGACCUGCUGUGGGCCCGUCGGGCCGGCCAGCAGUCAUGGCCCCUCAGCCCCAGGCUGCACUGGAUCAGCCUGAGCCCCGGGCCGUCUCUGAUGGGGGCCAGGGUGGUCACCUGGAAGCAGGGCAGGAGUCACCUGGAGGAAACCACGCACCCACCCCUACCCGGCAGCCAGGAGCUGGGCAGGAUGCUGCCGGCCAGGAGCCCAGGCAGAGGUCAGGCCCUGAGCCCGGGCCCAGACUCACUGUCCCCGAGGCUCAGAGGCCGGACAAGGCCAAGCCCAACCGAGACCUGAAACUGCAAGCUGGCUCCGACCUUCGGAGGCGGCGGCGGGAUCUCGCCCUUCAUGGAGAGGGGGACCCGUCCCCAAAGGAUGGGGUCAUCAUCAGCUUUAACCCCCUCCUGGACAUCCCGGCCAAUGACCUUCGCAGCGCCCUGGACACCCAGCUCCGCCAGGCCGCUGGAAACGCACUGCAGGUGGUUCACAGCCGGCAGAUCAAGCAGCUGCCCGGGCCUCCUGAGGAGGCCUGAGCACCCCUGAGCAGUUGGCCUCCCGGCCCCGGCCUGGCUGAACCUGGACCUCAAGCUUGCUGAGCCCCAGGGCUGUGUCUGAGACCCUCACCAAGUACUCGUCUCUGCACCUGCUGUGCUCGUGUGUCCCACAAGUGGCUCUGAGUGAGGUGGCACUGAGGCCCGACUCGUAGCUGAGGAGAGCUGUGUCCUGCCUGCGGCACCUUUGACAUCGCCAGGGCUGGGCCACCACUGGGCUCUGAGAACCUCCACUCACCAGGACAGUCCCGGCUGCCAGUGUCCCACGGCACUGUGCCCCUCCUCAGGGCCUUGGUACCCGCAUCAGUGCCCUGCACACCCCGGGGUCUGCUCUUUGAAAUCAAAUUACUGAGGUAAAAAAUAAAUAAAAACCUGACUGACCAGUCAA